CGCUGUUCUCAGUGUGCUGCUGUCUCCUGGGGCCUUACCGAUGAAGGCAAAUAUUACUGUACUUCCUGCCACAAUGUCACAGAUGGAAGGAUUUGCUGGAAGUGCAGAGCCAAGAAGGAAUAAGCACUGCUUUCAGCACUUACUCAGAAGGGCCAGCUGGGGUGGAAAAGAGACUGUUCCCCAACAUAGAGCAUGAUAGGGACUGACGUGCCUUCCCACCUCAGACAACUCAAAAUCUGGACACAAGAUGUAAAACAACAACAAAAGCCACCUUAAGACACAUAGCUAAUUUAGCAGAUGACUCAGUUUCACAAAGCACUUUGCUUUUUAAAAGCGAUCUGAGGAAGUGGUGAGUGCUGCAGUUAUCCCCAACACCAAGAUCAACUCCAUCAACAGGGGGCUGAGACAGAGAAGCAAGCAUGAAUGAAGUCUUACACAAUUUUUGGAAGCGCUACCUUCAGAAGAGCAAGCAGGCCUAUUGUAAAAACCCAGUUCGUACAAGUGGAGGGAAAGCCAAGGUAUUAGAAGACAGUCUGCAGUCCUCGGACUUGGGCAGUGAUCUUGAGCGGCUAAGUGAUACCACAUGCCCCCUUGAAAGUGAAGCAGAGUUCCAAUCUGACCCUCAGAUUCCAAAGCCUUUCCCUGUCACCAAAGGAUCCCCAAAGUCAGCAUCUGUCUGCUCUGGCUCUGUUGAUGGAGUGGAGUACUCCGAGCGGAAGGAGAAGGGGCUUGUGAAGAUGACUGUGCCCAGGACACUUGCUCUCUGCUCUCUCUCCUUGCUCUGGCAGAGGGAAACAAUUACAGUUUCAGACCUUUUGAGGUUUGUUGAAGAGGAUCGUAUUCCGUACAUAAAUGCUUUUAAGCUUUUUCCAGAAGAGAUGAAAGUGUAUGGUCGUGACAAAGGCAUCUUUGCUGUAGAGUCUUGGCCUGACUAUGAAGACAUCUAUAAAAACAUGAUUGAAGUUGCCAUAUUUUUAGAUUUGCCUCGUUUCCCAGACAUAACGGAAGACUGCUACCUCCAUCCCAACACCUUGUGUAUGAAAUACUUACUGGAGGUCAAUCUCCCUGAUGAAAUGCACACUUUAACCUGUCAAGUAGUAAAGUUGACUGGAAUUGGAGAAGUGGAUUUUUUGACGUUUGAUCCUAUAGCUAAAAUGAAAAGGGCAGUUAAAUAUGAUGUGCAGGCUAUGGCUGUCAUUGUGGUUGUGUUGAAGCUGCUGUUUUUGCUGGAUGACAAGCUGGAAUGGUCUUACUCAGAUCUUGCUGAAGCGUACAACGAAGAACACAGAGAAGACACGCCCCAGUUUGAUUUCAGAAAAUGGUACCAAGUUAUGAAGAAAACUUUUGAUGAGAAAAGACGAAAAUGGGAAGAAGCGAGGGCCAGGUAUGCUUGGAAAACCAAAAGGCCACUCUACCGUUCACACAUCGAUAAGUCCGUUGCAUAUAAGAAAAGAGAAAUGGUGGAGAAUCUUCAAAAACAAUUUAGUGCCCUGGUUGGUUCAUCACCAGUGGUUGAAAAGCAGGCCCCUUCAAGUUUUCAGUUCAACUGGACUGAAGAAGGCACUGAUAGCCCUUGUUUCCAUGGACACAGCCUCCAGGGACUCCUGAAAAUGAAAGGCCAGUCCAUGAUAACCAAGAACUCCCUAUAUUGGCUCAGUACCCAGAAGUUCUGCAAAAGCUAUUGUAAACAUGUGACAACUUACGAAGAAUCAAAUUUUUCUUUGAGUUACCAGUUUAUACUAAACAUCUUCUCCUUCUUACUGAGAAUAAAGACCUCUGCUCUCCAUGAAGAAGUGAGCUUACUUGAAAAGAAACUUUUUGAAAAAAAAUACAACGAAUCAAAAAAGAGCUCAGGAUCCAAGAAAGGAAGAAAACACUGAGAACCAGAGAGGGGCUUGCUUUGACAGGCGCUCUCAGGACGAGGGUGUCCUGUGCUGCUUCCAGGAAACUGUGUGAAGUCUACUGUUGAACAGGCAUACACUUUGACAUGUGUCUUUAUAUGCAUUGUAAGAAAUGCUUUGAAUUAUUUUCAUAAAUAAUUUUUUCAGAAAA
Mus caroli (Ryukyu mouse) is the source of this 2052-nucleotide messenger RNA. The record is from RefSeq and is a predicted model, not a curated record. Lineage: Eukaryota; Metazoa; Chordata; Mammalia; Rodentia; Muridae.